GGUUAGUCGCCGUCUGCCGUGUAACCUAGAGGGUCAAAUUGAUAUUGACUUUCUGGGGAAGGUAAGUUCCUAUCUCCGCGUCAAACUUACAUGCCCCAAGACCUACGCCUAUCCUUCCAAAGUUGGCACGAUCUCGAACCAAAAGGCCAUUAAAAAAAACAGGGGACCCCACCUCGGUCUAUAAAGCUUCAGAUUUUCUACCCCCCAUCAUAAAGCAUAAGAUUACUAAUAGAUCUCCCCAUCUUGUAUACAUUAUAUAUCACACCUUUUCCUGUUUACUUUUAGACUUGGGUCAUAGGUUGGUUCUUCAUAUUAUAUAUUUUACUUCUAUCCUAUCCUAUCCUAUUCCGUCGAAUCACACCCAUCACCAUGACGCGAAUAGUCUUAUCGACGGGGAACGUCAUCCUCAGUGGUCCCUCCAUCAUCCGAAAGCCAGGCACUUACCGAUCCAACUUCGAAUUCACAAACUCCCUACGGACCAACUUCAUAGCCGCUCAGCAGGACUACGCUGCCGCUUUACCAAAUGGUAACGGUCAUGCUUCUCAUCAGCCAAAUGGAAAUGUAAAUGGAUAUAACAGCAGACCGGCACCGGAGGUCUGGACCGCGAAAGAGGAAGAUACCUUAUACAUUCCGCGCAUUGACUGGGAAUCGGCUGGCCUACAAGAAGAUCGCGCGCAGUACGAGAUAACCGCGAAAUUAUUCUUCCUACCCACAGCGCCGGCCGAGAAACGAGAAAUCUACAUCAACGACGCAUUGCGACUAGUCACCAAGGAGUUAGGAAUAAGCGACGUUGAUCUUCUCAUAAUCUCUUUCCCUGGUAUAUCAUUUGAGGGAGAAUGUGAAUUUGAAGCCGACCGAAAGAAUGCGACUAUGGGCAACGACGAUGAAGAAGCUGCGACGUGGGGUCCGUUGGAAAAAUUGCAAGAGCAGGGCAAGAUAGGCCGACUCGGGGUUGCCGAAUUCGGCACCGAGAAGCUAAGACGACUUAUAAAUAAAGUCAAGGUUCGGCCAGCGGUCGACCAGAUCAACAUAAAGAACUGCUGCAAUGUCCCUCCACCUUUAACAAAACUCGCCAAGAACGAGAACAUCGAGUUGCUCACCCACCACGAUUCUACGGAUAUCUUACCUAGCGGCACCUUGCGGGAACUACUUGGCCAAGGUUCGCAAGGCGCAGGUGUCCUAGCAGAUAACGGGUUGAGCGGUAUUAAGGGAGAAAUCACCCCUGAGUGGGUUGUCAAAUACACGGCAUUCGUCAAGGACCGGGGAGUCAUCGAGAAUAAGGGCUACUUCGCAGGCGCGGAGUUGGCAGGAGAAGCAUAAACAAGACGCGACAUCCGUCUUUUCUAUCGCAUUGUUUAAGGGAACAUAGCAUCGUUGGUUUGGCAUUGCUUGCAUUAGAUUAUGAGUAUACAUACCUAGGUAGCUGUAGCUACCCAGGUCUAGAAACGUAGCAGUUAUCCUAAUCUAGGAACAGAUACUUCGAAUACGAGACAUUAUCUAUGUUCGCAUCGUGUCAAAUUAAAUAGCCAUAUCAAUAUUCUUC
Messenger RNA from Annulohypoxylon maeteangense, 1543 nucleotides. RefSeq lists its product as uncharacterized. The transcript has a single exon. The record is from RefSeq and is a predicted model, not a curated record. Lineage: Eukaryota; Fungi; Ascomycota; Sordariomycetes; Xylariales; Hypoxylaceae. Gene Ontology annotation, biological process: glutathione biosynthetic process. The coding region runs from base 370 to 1320 and encodes 316 amino acids. Gene Ontology annotation, molecular function: glutamate-cysteine ligase catalytic subunit binding; enzyme regulator activity. Gene Ontology annotation, cellular component: glutamate-cysteine ligase complex.